Messenger RNA from Rhincodon typus (whale shark), 2215 nucleotides. RefSeq names its product CDP-diacylglycerol--glycerol-3-phosphate 3-phosphatidyltransferase, mitochondrial. Gene Ontology annotation, cellular component: mitochondrion. The transcript has 10 exons. NCBI's taxonomy places the organism in Eukaryota, Metazoa, Chordata, Chondrichthyes, Orectolobiformes, Rhincodontidae. The coding region runs from base 39 to 1697 and encodes 552 amino acids. Gene Ontology annotation, molecular function: CDP-diacylglycerol-glycerol-3-phosphate 3-phosphatidyltransferase activity. The record is from RefSeq and is a predicted model, not a curated record. Gene Ontology annotation, biological process: cardiolipin biosynthetic process.
GUGUAAGUCGCAGAUCGAAGCCGCUGCUCUCUCCCAGGAUGCUUCACUCCUCAGUGAUGGCGGCUCCAGUGGCGCUGCACAGGUUGUUGGCCUCGGUACUGAAACCUUUCUCUGCCGGUUUGACCAGGAUUAAAGUGGGGCUCCGGAGGAGGGAGCGGAGGUCAUCAUACUUGCUGUUGGCCCCAUUACUGUGUCAAGCCAAACCACAAGCUGAAGUGCCGUCUCCUUCUUGCAGUGCAUAUGCACACAACAUUCAGCGAUUCCAGUGGAUUGGGGAGCUUGUUCCAGCUUUUGGAAUUUCAGGCAGCCAGGUGAAGGUGCUAAGUUCCCCCUCAGAAUUCUAUGAAACAAUGAAGGAGCAUAUCAAAAUGGCUAAGAAGAGAAUAGUUAUGGCGUCUUUAUACCUUGGAACAGGACCUUUGGAGCAGGAGCUGGUAGAUUGCAUUGAAGAAACACUGCAACGAUCACGGGACGAAACUCCGAUAUCUGAUCUCAGAGUUUCUGUUCUGCUGGACUGUACAAGAGGGUCUAGAGGCAAGAAGAAUUCUCGAACUAUGCUGAUUCCAUUGUUAAAGAAAUUUCCAAAUCAAGUGCGUGUUUCUUUGUAUCACACUCCAGAUCUCAGAGGUAUUCUUAAAUUCCUUCUUCCAGAGAGGUUCAAUGAGAUAAUUGGACUGCAACACAUCAAAAUCUACCUCUUCGAUAACAAUGUCAUUGUUAGUGGAGCAAAUCUGAGUGAUUCCUACUUUACAAAUCGACAGGACCGUUAUGUUUUACUCCAAGACUGCCAUGAAAUAGCAGAUUUCUUUGAAGAUCUAGUCAAUGCAGUCAGUGAUAUUUCACUUCAGUUACAGCAGAAUGAUACCGCUGAUGUGAAACCAGGAAUGAUCCACCCAUUCACAGGUAGUCGAAAAGAUUUCUGUGCAGAAGCAAAUAAAAGGAUCAUGGCUGUGGUAAAUGAAGCAAGAAGCAAGCAGCAGCACAGGAACCACAUAAAGUGCCUGUCUGAUAACAACUCUGAACAGUUGUUCGUACCCAGUGACAAUGGUCAAGCUCCAAAAUACACAGAUACCUGGAUCUAUCCCAUAAUACAAAUGAAGCCAUUUGAAAUUAGGAUAGACGAGCAAGUGACUGAAACAUUAAUGACUAGAGCUGAGGCGGAUUCUAAAAUGUGCUUGACUUCAGGGUAUUUCAACCUCACUCAAGCAUAUAUGAAUCUUAUCUUGGGUACCAAUGCGGAUUAUCAGAUACUGCUUGCAUCACCAGAGGUAAAUGGCUUCUUCGGUGCUAAGGGUGUAGCAGGAGCCAUUCCUUAUGCUUAUGUUUACAUUGCUAGACAGUUUUGCAGGAGAGUGCACCAGAGUGGGUUGCAAGAUAGAAUAAGACUACAUGAAUACUUCAGGAAAGACUGGACUUUUCAUGCAAAAGGUCUGUGGUAUUACGUUUCAGGAAGCAGGUGGCCGUGCCUAACUUUAAUUGGUUCUCCUAACUUCGGGUACAGAUCUGUGCAUAGAGAUCUGGAGGCUCAGCUAGCAAUUAUCACAGAAAACCACAAAUUGCAGCAGCAAUUACAGGAGGAACAAGAAAAUCUGUACUGCCUGUCGAAUGAGAUUUCGACUGUUACAUUUGACCAAUCAAACAGAUAUGUGAAGCUCUGGGUGAAAUUGGUAACUCCACUAAUAAAGAAUUUUUUCUAAAAUCUAAAGGAGCACCAUUCCUGUUGUUGAAAGUCCAAACAUAAGUAGGACCUCGGCUGCGGGUCUUGUACACUGGACAUUCGUAAAUGUUUUUUGUUUCUUGACGAUCUACUGGAAUGGCUUUGAUGAAUACAACUGGCAUUCCUGGUGUAAGCUCCUUCAGUCGUGCAUCAGUAAUGAUUCCACUGUUCUUUUCCCAACGCGCACCUUUCAACAUAUCAAACAUUACUGUAAUUUAACUGCUAAAAGUUUUAUCAUGUUUUUAUAACAAAAAUAAUGAAGACUGAGAAAGAAUGAUCUCGUGAAAUGUCCAUGUAUUUAAGGAAACUUUGUAAUCAAUUUCUUUGUACUUCAGAACUCUGUUAAUUUGGUAAAAUCUAAUAAAACAAAUUGAAGGUUGGUUGGAGAAUUUUCUUAUAAAUCUAUUUAUCGUUACAUUUUUGUGGUAGUUGAACAGCUAUUACACAUUUUAUAGUGACCUAUUAGUUAAACAAUAAAAUGUUUUCAUCUAAAGUGAA